CAAAGUGGGCAGCCAAACCAAAGUAAGCCUAAAACAUAGCUGGUCAACCCAACACAUAAGAACGCACACUCCCAACUAUCCUAUAAUCUCUGUCGCUGUCUUUCUUAGUUUCUCACGAAAUGAAGGCGUCUUUGAAGGGCAGGUACGAAACAGACAAGAGCAGCGCCGCUGCUACUCUUGCUCUUAACGCCGGCGAUGUCAAGCUCCGAGCCUCUAUGACCGAUGCCACCGUUGUCAAAGGCCCCAGCUUGAACGGCUUGGUUCUAGCCGUCGAAAAACCUGGCUUCUUCAUCAUUGACUACAACGUCCCUAAAAAGGAUUUUAGAUUUCAGUUUAUGAACACGGUUAAGGUUGCGGAAAAACCCUUGAAUCUCACUUAUAUUCACAGUAGAGGUGACAACCGGACAAUAGUAGAUGGAACUCUUGUGGUUGAUUCAGCUAACAAGGUAUCAGCUAAUCACAUGCUUGGUUCGAGGAAUUGCAAGUUGAAGUAUAGUUAUGUUCAUGGAGGAGUGACUACGUUUGAGCCAUGUUAUGAUUUGGCAAAGAAUUCAUGGGAUUUUGCUGUGUCACGAAAAGUUUAUGGCGAUGAUGUGUUUAAAGCUUCUUAUCAGACAUCAAGCAAGGCUUUGGCGUUGGAGUGGUCAAGGAAUUCAAAGUUGAAUGGAAAUUUUAAGAUAACUGCAGCCCUCAAUCUGGCUGAGGAAUUACAAAUCCCAAAAUUAAGUGCCGAGAGCACAUGGAAUUUUGAGAUGUAACCUAUUCUUUAGUAAUCUCUAUUGUUUCAUUUACCCCUGGAGAUUUUAUACAGUAUUACAUCCUCUAUUUAUGUUUUAGCUGCUUACCCUGAUAGUGACAGCUUGAUGGAAUUCAUUGUUACAUGGCUACUUCCUCGUAUUGAAUCAUAAAUGCAGUCUAUUGUUUCAAAAUACAAAUAUUACAUUUUGGCAGUGCUGAUUUUUAUUUGUUAUGCAGUCUGUAUGGAGAUAGAAUCAAUAAUUAUUUCCUUGAUUUUUCUGAAGAAAUAAAGGAUAUAUGGGAUUGGAAAUGC
Molecule: messenger RNA, 1051 nt
Organism: Pistacia vera
Lineage: Eukaryota; Viridiplantae; Streptophyta; Magnoliopsida; Sapindales; Anacardiaceae
Product: outer envelope pore protein 24A, chloroplastic-like
Exons: 3
Coding region: 120-758 (212 amino acids)
Biological process (GO): regulation of monoatomic ion transmembrane transport
Molecular function (GO): voltage-gated monoatomic cation channel activity
Source: RefSeq, a predicted model, not a curated record